Molecule: messenger RNA, 1590 nt
Organism: Penicillium longicatenatum
Lineage: Eukaryota; Fungi; Ascomycota; Eurotiomycetes; Eurotiales; Aspergillaceae
Product: cytochrome P450
Exons: 4
Coding region: 1-1590 (529 amino acids)
Molecular function (GO): monooxygenase activity; oxidoreductase activity, acting on paired donors, with incorporation or reduction of molecular oxygen; heme binding
Source: RefSeq, a predicted model, not a curated record
AUGACGGAUGCAACGCUUCUGGUUGACAGUCAUGAAAUCUCCCUGGUGACCAAAGAUGGCCCUUCUUCACUCAUUCUCACAAUGUCAGCUUUGUUGACCACCUUCUACCUCUUGUCAUUCGGAUGGAGUCAAAUAUUCGGGUUCAAAGUGCCCGUCUUUGGCGUGAAGUCCCUGUGGGAACCCAUUGUGGUCUCUAACUUCCGGUUUUUUCUUCGGGCAGAGGAAAUUUUGACGCAAGGAUACAAUGCUUGCAAGGACACCAUGUUUCAAUUCCGCCGUGCCGACACGGAUAUGCUGGUCUUACCUCCAAAAUAUGUUGAUGAUAUUCGCAAAUUACCCAACCAUGUGGCGAGCCCUACCGUGGCUCAUGUUCAUAACUUGAUGGGAUCGUCGACCAACAUGCAUAUCAUUCUUCGUAAUAAUCUGCAUUUCCGCACGCUGCAGCUCAAAUUGACCCCGCACCUCAACGCUCUCACCCGUCCAAUGCAGGAAGAGGUGAAUUUUGCGAUGGAGCAGGAGCUGACAAAAUCUGAAGAUGAGUGGGUUACCAUAAAACCCUACCAUACACUCCUGGACUUCGUUGCUCGGGUCAGUGCGAGAAUAUUCCUCGGAAAACCGCUCUGUCGGAAUCCAGAGUGGCUAGAAGUUUCGACGCAAUUUACGGAGAAUGUCUUCGUAUCGCUGGUCUUUCUUCGCCUGUUGCCCAUGUGGACUCAUGGGAUUGCGAACUGGUUCAUGCCGUCUUCCUACAAGGGCACCGCGUAUGUUCGAAAGGCCAAGAAACUCCUUGUUCCUGAAAUCCUCCGCCGCCGAGAGAACGAAGCGAAUGGAAUCGAGGAGGAAGAGGAAAGCAAAUUGAACCUGCUAUCAUGGAUGAUGGAGAUCGCCACGGCAGAGGAAAGUGACCCGGCGUCUCUGGCACACUUGGAAGUUGUGAUGUCAUUGGCAUCCAUCCACACCUCCCAGAUGAAUGCCGUUCAUGUCUUGUACGAUCUUCUGGCACACCCCGAAUAUCUCGAGCCAAUUCGCAAAGAGAUCCGGGACGUGGCCAAAGAAUUGGGUCCAUGGAUGACCUGGGAGAAGCCCGCCUUCUCUAAGCUUCGUAAACUGGAUUCAUUUAUGCGUGAAUCUCAGCGGUUCAAUCCUCCCACUCUUCUCUCCAUGCAUCGCGUUCUCCUUCAAACGGCGGAACUUUCGGACGGGACUAUCUUGCCCAAAGGGGCCCAUAUCAGCAUGGCCGUGAACGCUAUUCAAAAUGACCCCGAGGUGACCCCCGAGCCAAAGGUUUUUGACGGGUUUCGUUACUACAAACUCCGGCAGCGUGAAGGUGAGGCACAUCUUCAUCAGUUCUCGACCACGCAAGAUCGGAUUCUCAAUUUCGGCCACGGUCCCAACUCUUGCCCCGGUCGCUUUUUUGCGAGUCUGGAGAUCAAGAUCAUCUUGGUCCGUCUGCUGAUGGAUUUUGAAUUCAAAUUCAAACACGGAAACAAAAGACCGGAAAAUCUGCGGGCGCAUGAAUUCAUUUUUCCAAAUCCUGAUGCGGAAAUCUUGAUGCGUCGCCGUCCUGCUUCGGAGCGACUGGAGAUUUGA